This is a messenger RNA of Malaya genurostris, 2962 nucleotides long. Its product is annotated as 1-acyl-sn-glycerol-3-phosphate acyltransferase delta-like. The transcript is spliced from 5 exons. Bases 543 to 1745 code for a protein of 400 amino acids. Gene Ontology annotation, molecular function: 1-acylglycerol-3-phosphate O-acyltransferase activity. The record is from RefSeq and is a predicted model, not a curated record. Gene Ontology annotation, cellular component: endomembrane system. Lineage: Eukaryota; Metazoa; Arthropoda; Insecta; Diptera; Culicidae.
UCGACCUGGCAUCCCUGUUGUCCACUGUUUUUCAUAACCACAUCUCGCGAAUCACAAUCAGCUCAACAGACGCAAAUGACGUGAUUAGGACUUUGUUCGCGAUUUCAUUUGUUCCUCAUCCGCAACUCGUCAGUUCUAUAGCCAAGUUGCAUGGUGCAUUGCUUUCCUAAAAAAAAAGAAAAUAUUUUUAGCUAUUGUGUGAUAUUCUCAUGUUUCGUAUUCUGUUUCAUGAAAGAUGAUCAGAUAUACGCUUCAUAUCAAUACACAUUCGUGAAAACCAACGGCUUUUUUCGAGAAUCAAUUUUAUCACUUGUAGCCCACCUAACAGUUUGAUUGAUUCUGCAAGACCGUCACUCCUGGCUAUCCUAACGCCAAAGAACGGGAACUAUAAUUGGAAGUUGGAAAAUAGGAGCGUAUUUUUAGUAAAUCUAAGUCGUGUGCAUAACGAUUGUCUUUGGACAAACGUUUCAUCAGUUACGUCAUCGGUUUGCGAUAGUGAAUGGUUUAGAUACAGAAUCAUAACAGUCGCGAGCAGUGCAAUAAUGGCCGGUAUGUGGUCACUCAUCAAGCAGUCAACGUUAGUGCAUCUUUGUUUCGCAAUAUCAUACUUCACAUCUGGUUUGAUCAUCAACUCGGCGCAGUGUGUGCUGUACUUUGGACUGAAGCCAUUCAACAAGCGACUUUAUAGGAAGAUAGGAUACUAUUUAUGUUACUCCUUUUACUGUCAGCUGGUUUUCCUAGCCGAUUGGUGGUCGGGUUGUACAUUAUACGUGUACAUUAGCGAUGAAGAUAUGAAAUAUUGCGGUAAGGAGCACGUUCUGCUGCUCAUGAAUCAUACAUACGAAAUCGACUGGCUUGUCGGGUGGAUGUUCUGCGACAAGGUCGGUGUGCUGGGCAACUGUAAGGCUUACGCGAAAAAAGUCAUCCAAUACAUCCCGGCAAUUGGUUGGGCUUGGAAGUUCGCAGAAUUCGUUUUUCUGGAGCGUUCGUUUGAUAAGGAUAAGGAAAUUAUCGGUCUUCAAAUCAAGGAAAUCAUGGAUUACCCCGAUCCGGGCUGGUUGCUAUUGAACGCGGAAGGUACGCGUUUUACCGAGAAGAAACACGAAGCGUCGGUUAAAUUUGCUCGCGACCGCGGAAUGGUUGAGUUAAAACAUCAUUUGAUUCCUCGCACCAAGGGUUUCACUGCUAGUUUGCCGUACCUGCGCGGAAGAUGCUCAAUUCUAGAUAUUCAGCUUGCUAUUUCGAAAAACUCAACUGUUAAACCCACCAUUUUUAAUAUUCUGAAUGGAAAAGGCAUUACUGCGCACAUGCAUGUACGUCGCAUCCCGACAGAAACUUUACCCGAAAAAGAGGAAGAGGCCGCCGAAUGGUUGCAGGAACUUUUCCGUCAGAAGGACCGUAUGCAGGAUAGUUUCCACAUCCACGGAGACUUUUUCACCGGUUCCGGUGUUGAAAAGAAGGUGCCAAUCAAAUUUCAACCACGUAUUUCUUCCUUCGUCAAUAUGGUAGCAUGGAAUGUGAUAACUGUUGUUCCCAUGUCGUACUAUCUUGUGCAGCUGUUGAUCAGUGGAGAAAUUUUGUACUUUUCAAUUGGUUCAUCGGUUCUAGUUGCUUUUUAUGCGCUAAUGGUGAAGGCGAUUGGUAUGUCGAAAAUAAGUAAAGCUUCCGCGUAUGGUUCAGGUAAGGUAAGUGGAAACAGUAUCCAGAAUGGAGCAACGUCUGAUGAGAAGUCUAAAGACACGUAGAACCAGCUGUCGUAGUACACACUAGUACGGAUGUGGUCUGUAUGUUGUAUAUCUUUGGACCUUCGAGAAAUAUCCGAAUCGUAGAUUAGUGUCCCCACCUCAGAACAAUAUUUUGCUCCAAUUUUUGGAGACUAGUUUUGCUAUGAGCAAAUUUAAACCAUUUUCGCUGAAUUGCUAUUUUCUAAAAAAAAAGAAAACACGGACGCACGUUCAACCACCAUUUAACCUGUGAGCCAAAGUUUUGCUACACAAUUUUAUAUUCAACGGUUUUUAAACAGAUGAUAGCAGCGAAGCUCGGAGCACUUUUUUUUGGUUCAGUUUCUCAAAGAUAUACUGUUACUGUAGAUAACAUCAUUUACAUACACCUGUAUAUAUCCUUAUACAAAAGAGAAAAAAAACUAUUGCCCGGAUAAAAUGAACUAUCAUCAACACGCAAAAUGAGUGGAAAUAUAGUGUACUAUUUAUAGCCGACUUUUCGGUUUAAUAUAUUUUACACGAUGCAAUGAAAUUAUGACAUGGAUUUCUAAACAGUUAGAGGUAGGAAAUAAACUGAAAGUGAUGGAAGGAUGCAUAAAAUUUGAAUACUCAGUACAAAUUUUCUCUCAAACUGAAUUAUAUAUUUGUUCAUUGGACUUUUCACCGCAUUUGUAUAACGGCACAAACCAUAUAUCUAUGUUAUCACAGAAAUAUUACCAUUGCCAGGUGAUUAGGACAAAAACGGGGUUUCUUUUUGGUUGCGUUCCAAAAUCCAUGUUUCGGUUAUCCAAGUAACAACUCGUUUGCAUACACAACCGUUCAAAUUUGUUAAAAUAAUUGUUAGUUUAGAAUUUUGAAUGCAAAAGAAACUUAAUAUAGCCAAAAGCGAAACGGUAAAUUAUCGCACACUAUUGCGGCUGCCCUGACAAAGCUAUGAAUGCUGAAGCCGAGCUUCCAUUUUAUUAGAAUGUACGCAUUAUAAUUCGAUUAGAUUUAACCUAGGUUCACCACGUAAAACAUUCUUCCGACGGAGUUCGACAUCAGUUUUAAGAUGCGGUUGAGAUGAGAGUACUAGAGUCAAACUGUUCAUGAUAAUAACUCAAACCAUUAACGUGACUGAGCCAUUGUUAAAGAGUCCCUGCAUGUGUCCCAACUAGCAUCAUGUCUAUCUUUUAAAAAGGUUUACAUACUAAAAACUGAUAAGGCUGCAGACAAUUGAAUAAAUCAUGUUGUAGUUGUUA